AUGCUUGAAGAAUUGAGAAUGUAUAUGAUGAACAAGCUGUUCACAGCAAAACUUAAUGGAUGGUCAAGUGAUGUUUCAUAUGAAAUAAGGCUGAGGUUGAAUGAGUUAAAGCUUAAUCAAAGGUUUUGGGAGGUAUUGCCAAGUGGACUCAACCAGUUUGAGACUAGGUCAAGAAGUGAGGCAUAUGAUGUUGAUUUAGACAUGAGGACAUGUUCAUGCAGGAUGUGGCUACUUAAUGGUUAUGGGUGUGUUCAUUCUGUGUCUGCCAUUAGCUACCUCAAUAAAGAUGUGGAGAAAUAUGUGGAUCCUUAUUUUGUUAGAGCAAUGUAUAUGAAGACCUACCAGUCCAAAAUUUGUCCAAUGAAUGGAAGCAAGAUGUGGCCUGAAACUAAUUACAUUCCACCUUUACCCCCCAAGAAUAGAAGGAUGCCUGGUAGGCAAAAAACUAAAAGAGUUAGAGAUGUGAGUGAAAAGGGUGGAAAGCAUAGAGUUUCUAAGAAGGGUAAGAAGAUAUCAUGUAGUUUGUGCAAAGUGGAAGGAUAUAAUAAGAAGACAUGUCCAAAUGUUGAUAGGUCAAGACCAAACAAGUUAACAACUAGGGUUAAUAGGACUAAGGCACCAAAGGGUGAAAAUGUGAAGAAAAUGAGUGUAGAAGUGGCAAGUGGUAGUAGGACAGGAAUGGAUGGUAGGGAUACACAUGGUAGUAGGGUUAAGAGGACUAAGACAACAAAGGGUGAAAAUGUGAAGAAAAUGGUUGUAGAAGUGGCAAGUGGAAGUAGGACAAGAAUGAAAUGUGGGGAUACAUAA
Molecule: messenger RNA, 807 nt
Organism: Lactuca virosa
Lineage: Eukaryota; Viridiplantae; Streptophyta; Magnoliopsida; Asterales; Asteraceae
Source: the annotation of a GenBank genome assembly